CGACGAGGCAGAGAAUGAGACCGAACCCGCGGAGGGGAGGGAAGGGGAAGGGGGUGGCAGACGACGAGCGGAGGUGGGGCCCGAGCGCCGAGAGGAGCCAAGCGAUCGCGUAUGUCGUUGCGGAGCUUGCAGGGGAUGGUGGACAUUCGCGCUGUCACAGAUUGUUGGGGCGAAAAUGAAGGGGCGGAGAUGCUGCAUUGGCAGCUGAGCAGGACAGUGGCCAGGUUUUUGUUGGUCUCGGGGGUCCUGCUCUGUUCCCCCGCCCCCACUGACCGCUCGCCUUGCCAGAUUUAAGCCCCGUUCCCACCCGCUGUUUUCCAUCUAUCUAUCCAUCUCACUCCGAUUCUCUGGCCCUUCCUCCGAAGCGAAGAUUCACCUUGUCUCCGAAGGGGAGGGAGGAGAGAGGGAGAGAGAGAGAGAGAGUCACAGGAGGAUUAGACGAGAGGAGAUUCGACGCGAGACUGGGCUUCUGCAUCCGCUUCUGCUGCUGCUGCUGAUGCUGAGGCCACAACUGGAACUCGACGCGGAAACCAGCAACUUUCAGUGUGGGCCGGGGGAAUUGGAAUCUCAGGGACGCGAAUGAUCGUCGGCGCGAAGGAAUUAGAGCCGGGUAGCGCAAUCCGAGAGGCGAGCGGGGCGCAAAGAUGGCGUUCGCGGGGUGCGUGGAGGGGGACGCGGCGGGCUUGGCGAACUUGCUGACGGCGGGCGGGUCGGUGAACAACGAGAGCGCAUUGGCCCUGGGGCAAUACAUUUGUGAGAAGUUCGAUGGCGUCUCGGCGGCGCUGGGCGCCCACACGCUGGCCGUGGACAACACAUACCUCCUCUUCUCGACGUACCUCGUGUUCUCGAUGCAGAUCGGAUUCGCCAUGCUGUGCGCGGGGUCGGUGCGCGCGAAGAACACCAUGAACAUCAUGCUCACGAACGUGCUGGACGCAGCGGCGGGCGGCAUCUCGUUCUAUCUGUUCGGAUUCGGGUUCGCCUUCGGGCGCAGCGGCUCCAACAACGGCUUCAUCGGGAGCAACUACUUCGCGCUGCACCGCGUGCCCAACGCGGCCAACGGCUUCGACUACAGCUUCUUCCUGUUCCAGUGGGCGUUCGCCAUCGCGGCGGCCGGCAUCACCAGCGGGUCGAUCGCGGAGCGCACGCAGUUCGUGGCCUACCUGGUGUACUCGUCGUUCCUGACUGGGUUCGUGUACCCGAUCGUGGCGCACUGGAUGUGGUCGGUGGACGGGUGGUUGGGCGCCGCGGCCAAUGACUCGCGGCUCUUCAGCGUGGGCGCUAUCGAUUUCGCAGGCAGCGGCGUGGUGCACAUGGUGGGCGGCAUCGCGGGCUUCUGGGGCGCGUUCAUCGAGGGCCCGCGCAUCGGGCGUUUCGCCAAGAACGGCGCCAACGGCAUGGACAUGCGCGGGCAUAGCGCCUCGCUCGUAGUGCUGGGCACCUUCCUGCUCUGGUUCGGAUGGUACGGAUUCAACCCGGGCUCGUUCGUCAAGAUCCUGGUGCCCUACGAGGGCUCGAGCUUCCAGGGCAACUGGACGGGCGUGGGGCGCACCGCGGUCACCACCACGCUCUCGGGCUGCGCCGCGGCGCUCACCACGCUGUUCGCGCGGCGCCACUUCACCGGGCACUGGAACGUGACCGACGUCUGCAACGGGCUGCUGGGAGGGUUCGCUGCCAUCACGGCGGGCUGCGCCGUGGUCGAGCCCUGGGCCGCCAUCAUCUGCGGCGUGGGCGCCUCGUGGACGCUCAUGGCCUGCAACUAUCUGGCCGCGCGCUUCAAGUACGACGACCCGCUGGAGGCCGCGCAGCUGCACGGUGGCUGCGGCGCCUGGGGGCUCAUCUUCACGGGCCUCUUCGCGCGCCAGAAGUACGUGUCCGAGGCCUACGGGGCGGGGCGCGGCCACGGGCUCUUCAUGGGUGGCGGCGGCAAGCUGCUGGCCGCGCAGAUCAUCGAGGUCCUGGUCAUCGCCGGCUGGGUCUCGGCCACCAUGGGCCCGCUCUUCUGGCUGCUCAAGAAGUUCAGCCUGCUGCGCAUCUCGCCCGACGACGAGAUGUCGGGCAUGGAUCUCACGCGCCACGGCGGCUCCGCUUACAACAUCGAGGAGCCCGAGCUCCGCUUCAACUUCCCCAAUGGCACCGCCGCCGCCGGCGACCAGAAGAAGAACAAGCAGCCCCCCUCCAUCCCUAUGGCUUAAUUCCGAUUUUUCCUUCCCAUCAGCUGACACUUCUCUCUCGUCAUCAUGGCGUCUCUCGAAUCUCUCAAAAUUCUCAAUCUCUCAAAUCUCUCAAAAUUUCAAAUUCUCAAAUCUUCAAUCUCUCAAAUCUCUCAAAAUUUCAAAUUCUCAAAUCUUCAAUCUCUCGAUCUCUCGCUCCCUCGCCCUCCGACGUCUUCGUCGGCGGCACGGUGCCCCCCCAUCCAUUUGACAGUUACUCUGUUGUUGUACCAACGAAACGAGCAGUUGCGCCACUUGUAGACAGACAGACGGACGGACAGAUCAUGAGAUCAGCCGACCCGGCUGCAAUAAUACCCGCCGACGGAAGGAGAGGAGGGGAGGGGAGAGAGCGGGUGGAGAGUUGGAGUUGUAGAUAGUUUUCGCAAUGGUUGCCAGGGUUUUCUGCAGCACAUGCCUUCGUGCCUCAAAGCGUCUUGUUCGUGACGCAGAACCUUAUUGUGACGCUUUCGAUCUAGUUGGACAUUUGCUUUCAUGCUUGUAGAGAUUUUAGUCCAAUUCGUAGGCCGGGAAUGGAAAAAUUCCCGAAUUAGUCAGACCAAUUUAUUCAAUCUGGUGCACAGAUGUGGUGCAAUGUGUUUCGACAUUCAUCAAAAAAUGUAAAAUUGUGUCCGUGUUGUAUA
Marchantia polymorpha subsp. ruderalis is the source of this 2851-nucleotide messenger RNA. The record is from the annotation of a GenBank genome assembly. NCBI's taxonomy places the organism in Eukaryota, Viridiplantae, Streptophyta, Marchantiopsida, Marchantiales, Marchantiaceae.